GUGUAAACCCGGCCGGGUUGCAUCAUGAGCCCGCUCGGGUUUUCUAUUGCACUCUUCGUUUGUCGAUUGCAUGUAAUACCUCAGCUUCAGCCUGCACAAGCCCAGGGAGCCCGGGAGCACCGAAGGGCAGGCUCAAGGGAAGGCCCCGCCAAGUCCUUUUGGGGGGUGAUGAAUGGCAACUGAUACUUAAUAAGACACAGUAUGUUCUGCUGAUUCACAAUUAUGGAGACUGUGUGACGGAAGAUAGAAGAGAGGCCUAGCAAGAGCGUGGGCGGAAGAGGGGAUUUGCCUCCGCUUGCUUCUGAGCUGGUCCCUGCGGGCAGGCACCUUGUGGGGUCUGUGACAGAUGCUGGACAGCUCACCGGUCCAAAGGUCUACACAUGAAGUCACCGUAACGAGGGUGGCUCCCACUUCGUGAAGACCUCAUCAACGCGAGGUGGGGCUAAGAUGAGCAUAACCAGCGACGAGGUGAACUUUCUGGUGUAUCGGUAUCUCCAGGAGUCAGGUUUCUCCCACUCGGCCUUCACGUUCGGGAUCGAGAGCCACAUCAGCCAGUCCAACAUCAAUGGGACCCUAGUGCCACCAGCUGCCCUCAUUUCCAUUCUGCAGAAGGGGCUGCAGUAUGUGGAGGCUGAGAUCAGCAUCAACGAGGCGGCAGCGACGGCAGCAACGGCAGCAACAACGACCACGACAGCAGCCGCAGCAGCCCCAGCAGCUGUUUCUCAGCAAAACCCGCCAAAGAACGGAGAGACCACGGUGAACGGGGAAGAGAACGGCGCGCACACAAUGAGUAAGUGCGCGGCGGCGGCUCGCUGGCUGCUCACUGGCGUCGGGCACACCGGAAGGGCCUCUUGCAUCGGUCUGCCCGCCUGGCCUGUAGAGUUGGGUCUGGGCUUUGCCCUCCAGGCGGACGGAAACGCCUCACAGGCCGCCUCUCUCAUCACAGCCUUCAGACUCGAGGGUCUUCCUCGCGCGUGGGUAUCGCUGCACAGCGCAGAGAAGUCCCAGCUGAGGCUGGCCAGCGCACAGCCAACCCGCGUUCCUGGGGGCCUUUCCUCCUCUAGCUUCCGUGCUGAGGGCCCAGACCAGAGGCAGCAACCUCUCUGGUCUUUUUUAAACCCCAGGAGAUUCUUUCCUCUUGGGUCUUUGCCCAAGAACAUUUGGCAAAUAAGUCAGUCUGAACUCCUACCCAGACAGCGUGGCCGGCGCGCGCGCGGGCAAGCCCCACGCUGCGGUGUCGGUGUCGUGCCACGGAGAGGAAGGGCCACUGUGCUCCGCCAGCACCGACACCGCUGUGUUUCCUCCCGCAGCUCGGGCGACUCCACCGCCAGGAUCUGGAAUCUCAACGAGAACAGCAGCGGGGGCCCCACGCAGCUCGUGCUGAGGCACUGCAUCCGCGAAGGCGGCCACGACGUCCCGAGCAACAAGGACGUCACCUCGCUGGACUGGAACAGCGAUGGGACCCUACUGGCUACAGGAUCCUAUGACGGCUUUGCACGAAUAUGGACGGAAGAUGGUAACUUGGCCAGCACCUUAGGCCAGCAUAAAGGACCUAUCUUUGCCUUGAAGUGGAACAAAAAGGGAAAUUAUAUUUUGAGUGCUGGUGUAGACAAAACGACGAUCAUUUGGGACGCCCACACAGGAGAAGCCAAGCAGCAGUUUCCGUUCCAUUCAGCCCCGGCUCUUGAUGUGGACUGGCAGAACAACACCACCUUCGCCUCCUGUAGCACGGACAUGUGUAUUCACGUGUGCAGACUCGGCUGCGACCGCCCAGUCAAAACCUUCCAAGGACACACGAAUGAGGUCAAUGCCAUCAAAUGGGAUCCUUCUGGAAUGUUGCUAGCAUCUUGCUCUGAUGACAUGACAUUGAAGAUCUGGAGUAUGAAGCAGGACUCGUGCGUGCAUGACCUUCAAGCUCACAGCAAAGAGAUAUACACCAUCAAGUGGAGCCCCACAGGGCCCGCCACCAGCAACCCCAACGCCAGCAUCAUGUUAGCGAGUGCUUCGUUUGAUUCCACGGUUCGAUUGUGGGAUGUGGAGCGAGGCGUCUGCAUCCACACGCUGACCAAGCAUCAGGAACCUGUCUACAGCGUGGCGUUCAGCCCUGACGGGAAGUACCUGGCCAGCGGCUCCUUCGACAAGUGCGUGCACAUCUGGGACACGCAAAGCGGAAGCCUGGUCCACAGCUACCGAGGCACAGGCGGCAUCUUUGAGGUGUGCUGGAAUGCUCGAGGCGACAAAGUGGGUGCCAGCGCGUCCGACGGCUCUGUGUGUGUUCUAGAUCUGCGAAAGUAAACAAAAAAUAUUAUAAAGAAAAGAAGAAUUCUAACGGACCAGCAGUUGAAUGUGUGGGGUCGCAGCCCUCUUCCAACCCUCAGCUCCGAAACAGUACCAACGUGACUUGUGUUAGAGUAUGUUUUGACGUCAGCUUGUCCCUGGCCGCAGGAGUCUACAAUACUUUUUUGUAAUCUUCAUCCAGAAGUUUAAAAACCAAGCAAAUGCAAAAGCAUAUACACAGUCAUAUCAAGGGGGGUGGAAGGGGUCUCCACCUAGGACUGUCCGCCGGGGAAGGAGGAAGCCACCACUGGCUUGAUUUCCAUCCACGACAGGCUCUGAUGGCCAAAUAGGGGAAUAGCUGUGCCAAAAAAAAACAAAAAGUAAAAUGUUAUGAUAA
Messenger RNA from Fukomys damarensis (Damara mole-rat), 2674 nucleotides. RefSeq names its product transducin beta like 1 X-linked (gene Tbl1x). Gene Ontology annotation, biological process: regulation of transcription by RNA polymerase II. Bases 448 to 2295 code for a protein of 615 amino acids. The record is from RefSeq and is a predicted model, not a curated record. Lineage: Eukaryota; Metazoa; Chordata; Mammalia; Rodentia; Bathyergidae. Gene Ontology annotation, cellular component: histone deacetylase complex. The transcript is spliced from 16 exons. Gene Ontology annotation, molecular function: transcription corepressor activity; protein binding.